This is a messenger RNA of Trichophyton rubrum CBS 118892, 2394 nucleotides long. RefSeq lists its product as uncharacterized. The transcript has 5 exons. NCBI's taxonomy places the organism in Eukaryota, Fungi, Ascomycota, Eurotiomycetes, Onygenales, Arthrodermataceae. The record is from RefSeq and is a predicted model, not a curated record. Gene Ontology annotation, molecular function: protein binding. Bases 1 to 2394 code for a protein of 797 amino acids.
AUGACGAAAAUCGAAGAAAGCAUCCAUUCAACAACAGUCGAGAUGGAGAGUUCACGUCUAAUGAAACUCCCGUUUGAAACCCUCGAGGCUAUCUUCUCCCAUGUAGACCCAGAGGAUCUAGUCAGCCUGUGUUUGGUUUCAAGGUCGGUCAGGGAGCAUGCUGCUUCUCGACUCUACCGAUCUCUCGAAUGCAUUCUCCAGCCCAAGAGCGAUCUCGAGCACAAGUGGCCGAUUGACCGCCUCGCGAAGGAACUGGAGACAUUGACAACAAGUGAUUUCAACUAUGCGGCAUAUAUCAAAUCAAUAUACUUGGACACAGCCCCGCUUACCGAUGAUAAUGACUAUCAGUUCCAAGAGCAGAUAGCAGAUCAGUUUAAAUAUGAUACCCCCUGUGGAAAAUUUUUCAACAACCUCCUUCUUGCGUCAAUCAAGAGGAUAUCAACACUGGAAUCCUUUCGAUGGAACGCGGGCCUUGAACUCAAUCCGGCAGUCUUUGCGGCGCUUGCAAAGAUCCCAAGCUUGCAGCAUAUAUGCAUUCGAAUGCCUGCGGGCGUAGAACCUAUUCAGAAAAAGUCUACGCCAGCUCCUCCUCCAGGCCCUCCGACCCAGCCACUGCCUCUUCCAGUUCAGCUCAACCAAAUUCAUAUGCAUUCAGCACCUCCAAUGGCCUCAGUUAAUCAUCUAUCCCACAAUUCUACAGGCUGUCAAACAAGCAGCGUUCAAGACGAGGAAGAGCUUUACCAGCCUCUCCCUCCUCCACCUCCUGGUCAACCUGCGGCCUUUACUUCAUCUAGCUCCAGGAACUCUGAGGUCCGGCGUGAACGUCUUGCCCAAGAACAGGUUCUUGCCCGCCUUUUCAGCUUAGAAAUUGACAAGAAUUCGAUGUCACAGAAAGAGUCAAAUGAGCUUGUUGACAACGCUAUUACCGGUACAACCAAAGGUCUCCAGGUUAGGGACGAUGCAGAUUUAUCCCUUAUUAAUGACUUAAAGUCAGUUUUGGAAAAGCUCAACACACAACAGCCAAAAUAUCAAGCUGUCAUAGCCGAGAUUGAAAAGGUUACAGGCCCUUAUCAGGAUUCCGAGAAAGAGCCGGGUAAUGAAACACAGCAAGGUGAACAGUCAACCGCUCCAGCCGCUGUCUCUUCAGGCGAGAAAGAUGGCGAUAACGCCGUAGCGGCUGAUGGCAACAAGGAGAGCAAAGAGCAUGAACCGAAGUCCGGUGAUACGGAUACCCUCGUUACAGGUGAUGCUGAAGACAUGGACCUAGAGAAGCGUUUACAAACCCUUGUAGACAUGGAACAUCCUGAUGACAUUAGUGAAGGAGAAGAUCAGGAGUUUGUUGAUGAAAUGAUCGAUACUGCACCACGUCUAAAAGCGAUGACCAAUGGCACGGUGCAUUUUGGUAAAUCAAAAGGCAAAGGACCUGCUAAUAAGAUACCAGCCGACAAUGACGAUCAUAGCAUAAACGAACACGAUGUCAUUCAUAAUUAUGUUCGCCAACAUCAUGGCAUCGCGCUUGACAGUCUCUCAAUUUAUUUGGUUCCAGUCAAACCCUCCAUCCUUUGCCGAGGCAUCAACGUCUGGACUCUGAGACAUAUCUCCUUGCUCAAUGUUGGUCCGCAGAGGGCAUUAUGGGCCACGCUGGAGAAUCUAAAUAGAUAUAAUCCUAUUCCGCUUCUCUCUGUUCACACAGACAAUGUGACCAGCAACCUGCUGUCCUUCCUUGGUGGCCUACAACGCCUAGAGGAACUAUUUAUGAUAGAGCGUAGUACUCGCUCUAGAGUAGAGCCUUCUACUCCCAAACCUACUGUUACAGUUGAAGGGAUGCGCAAUCUUGUGCUCGCAAAACAUAUUGGCACACUGAAGCGGUUGAUGAUAAGAAAUGACAACGAUUUAAGCUGGUCUUUGGAUCCAGCAUCCGUUCUACUCAUGGCUAGAAACGGCCACAAGUUGAUUGAACUAGUGGCCCACCUCGGCUCCCGGUGCUUUCAUUUACUGAUGCGACAUAUGAGCACAAUGGAGUCUCUCAGUGUACUCCAUGUUCUUUUCUCGGACCCAGAUUACUGCGUUAGUGUCCUGGACGAGGUACGGGAGUCUGCUAUUGAUAACUUCGCGCACUACUCCUCUGUCAAGGACGUCUACAUUGGCGUGAGCUAUGCCUCCGGUGGGCCUGUGCAAACACGCUGUACCUUCAUGAGAUUCCGUAACAGAAAUAGCUUGACGACCAAGGAAGGCCGAACAUUCGACUCCAACGACAACGAUGCGGCUGAUAUUGUCGAAGAUUUUAUCAACACCGACCCAUCAACUUGUGUAAUCCUCUCAGAGGUUGCUCAUUUUGAAGACACACCGGGAGUCAAAGUUUGGAAGAAAGAAAAUUGGAACUUAAUGUUGUGA